Volvox carteri f. nagariensis is the source of this 627-nucleotide messenger RNA. RefSeq lists its product as uncharacterized. Lineage: Eukaryota; Viridiplantae; Chlorophyta; Chlorophyceae; Chlamydomonadales; Volvocaceae. The transcript has 3 exons. The coding region runs from base 1 to 627 and encodes 208 amino acids. The record is from RefSeq and is a predicted model, not a curated record.
AUGUACUCCAGGGGCGGCGGCGGCCAUGGAAGUCCUCCGUUGGAUGCUUCAGGGCAACUGGGUCGUGGCGGGACCAAGGAGCCUGGUCCCGUGGAAGGUCCCCUCCGCGGCAAGUUUGUGGUGCAGGUGGUGACGGGGCGUUACCACACCAUGGCCGUCACUGAGGAUGGGGAGCUCUACUCCUGGGGCCUCAACGACUGGGGGCAGCUGGGCCGGCCCGCGGUGGGAGCCACGUCGGACCCCGGCCUGGUGUCCCUACCUGGCGGCGUCCGCGUGGUGGGUGCUGCUGCCGGUCGCUAUGUGAGCAUGGCGGUGGACGAUUCAGGACGGCUGUACACUUGGGGACAUGAUGGAUGCUCCAACGGCGGAAAGCUGCCUGAGCGGAAUGAGGCCUACAAGCCGAAACUGGUCAGCGGAGAACUGGCAGCCAAGCGCGUGGUUGAGGCUGUCGCUGCGGGCCGCGAGCACGCCGUGGUGUCCACUGCUGACGGCAAGGUGUUCACGUGGGGCGGCAGGGAGCUGCUCAUCGGCAGGGAGGGGAACUCCAGGGAACCUGCGCAAGCACUGGUGAGAGAGCGAUCUUCUGUUGAGGUUGAGUGCUACUCCACAAGCCGUGGCACUGUUUAA